Messenger RNA from Babesia microti strain RI, 471 nucleotides. RefSeq names its product small subunit ribosomal protein S18e. Bases 1 to 471 code for a protein of 156 amino acids. The transcript has a single exon. Gene Ontology annotation, biological process: translation. The record is from RefSeq and is a predicted model, not a curated record. Gene Ontology annotation, molecular function: structural constituent of ribosome; RNA binding. NCBI's taxonomy places the organism in Eukaryota, Apicomplexa, Aconoidasida, Piroplasmida, Babesiidae. Gene Ontology annotation, cellular component: small ribosomal subunit; cytosol; ribosome.
AUGUCAAUCUGCGUCACGAGCAACGACGAGUUCCAGCAUAUUUUGCGUAUCAGGAACACAAACAUUGAUGGCCGGGAGAAAGUUGUUAUAGCACUAACAGCUAUCCGUGGAAUCGGUCGCAGAAUAUCAACUGUCAUAUGUAAGGAAUCUGGCGUUGACCUUAACAAACGUGCGGGUGAACUUACUGAAGAGGAAAUAGACAAAAUAUGCGCAAUAAUGUCAAAUCCUACACAAUUCAUGAUCCCCUCAUGGUUCCUAAACAGACAGAAGGAUUACAAAGAAGGAAAAAAUUUUCACGUCGUAUCAAAUGCCCUAGAUUCUGCACUGCGCGAUGACCUGGAAAGGUUGAAAAAGAUGAGAUUGCACAGGGGUUUGAGGCAUUACUGGGGGCUGAGAGUUAGAGGGCAACAUACUAAAUCAACAGGGAGGCAUGGCAAGACAGUUGGUGUCUCGAAGAAGAAGGGCGGUUGA